AUGUCGCUUCCUUCGUCAAAAAAGACCCACAGCGAACGGCACAAGCAGAUUUUGAAGCUGCUCCUCCGUGAGCCGGCUAACAAGUCCUGUGCCGAUUGCAAAACCGCCCAACACCCCCGCUGGGCUUCCUGGAACCUCGGUUGUUUUGUGUGUAUUCGUUGCUCUGGAAUCCACAGAUCUAUGGGCACACACAUCUCCAGGGUAAAAUCGGUGGAUCUCGACGCCUGGACAGACGAACAGGUAGAGCUGAUGUUGAAGUGGGGGAACGCCAAAAGCAAUGGUUACUGGGAAGCCAAGCUUCCUGAGGGCUACAUUCCAGACGGCCUGAAGAUCGAAAACUUCAUCAGAACCAAGUACGAUAUGAAGAAGUGGGCUGGGCCCGGAGCGCCUAAUGCCGGUAACGUGGCUCCUAAGGCUGCGCCAGUGGUGAAUAGCAACUCUGGAAGCUCGUCGUCCGCCUCGGUGUUGAAUCAACCAAGACCAGCAAAUCAGGGUUCCCAGCCAAGAACUGCAAGAGCUCCUCCGCUGGAGCUGCUUCUAGACGAUGACUGGGGAACGUUCUCGCUGGCUCUGCCUUCCCCAGCAGCCAAACCAGCGUCGAUCGCUACUAGAGGAUCCACUCAGCUGCUUCCAGCUCAAACAAAGCCUCAACCUCAGGUACCAAAGCAGCUCCAAACUCAGGAAACGGCGCCUCCAGUGCCUCAGAAGAACGGCCGCACGGACCUAAAAAAGCUGAUCUUGUCGCUCUACUCGCUGCCCUCUUCGUCCAACUCAAACGUUUCGCUGUUCUCCAGCAGCCAGACAUUCCAGGCUCCACCGACCCAAAGAGCGCCACAGCAGCAGAACACAGGCUCCUUGGGCGACCUUGCUGGCCUCUACUCCCAAACUCCCGUUUCCACUCCUGCUCCUCGUGAACCGGUCAACCAGCUUUCGGACUCUUUGCAUGGCUUGAGCUUUACGUCGCCAAGCUUGAACCAACCCAAGCCCCAGGAGCCCAAGCGUUCCACCCAGGCUCCUCCCAAGCCUGCGCAAAAGUCUCCGUGGGAAAGCAACAAUAGCAUCAACGAAUGGUCAUCGCCAAUUCCCUCGCUGAACCUGCCCCCGCCAUCCAACGAAUGGGCCCAAGCCAGCGUGCUUCCUAAAACCACCAUUGGAGCGGCUACGCCAGGCCAGUUCAGCUCCACGUUUGACGACGACUUGUUCAAGAACGUGUGGAGCUGA
Candidozyma duobushaemuli is the source of this 1221-nucleotide messenger RNA. RefSeq names its product Age2p (gene AGE2). Gene Ontology annotation, biological process: endocytosis; intra-Golgi vesicle-mediated transport; endoplasmic reticulum to Golgi vesicle-mediated transport. The record is from RefSeq and is a predicted model, not a curated record. Gene Ontology annotation, molecular function: GTPase activator activity; metal ion binding. Gene Ontology annotation, cellular component: Golgi apparatus. Lineage: Eukaryota; Fungi; Ascomycota; Pichiomycetes; Serinales; Metschnikowiaceae. The coding region runs from base 1 to 1221 and encodes 406 amino acids. The transcript has a single exon.